Messenger RNA from Populus nigra (black poplar), 1401 nucleotides. RefSeq lists its product as uncharacterized. The coding region runs from base 210 to 611 and encodes 133 amino acids. Gene Ontology annotation, biological process: mitochondrial respirasome assembly. The transcript is spliced from 5 exons. The record is from RefSeq and is a predicted model, not a curated record. NCBI's taxonomy places the organism in Eukaryota, Viridiplantae, Streptophyta, Magnoliopsida, Malpighiales, Salicaceae.
AAGCAGCUGAGACUGAGACGAUGAUUUCGAAGUAAAAAAAAAAAAAGGGUCCAAAAGAAAACUAAAAACUAAAAAUAAAAAUCAUAGUUAAAUUGAAAGAGCAUGUGAAGUGCGCAGGGAAGGCAUAUGCUCUCUCGCUGAGUCUGACCUCUCCACCCACAACCCAAGCAAUCUUUUCUUUUUCUUUUCCUCGUAGAUCUAAAAAAACAAUGAAAGAAGGGAAAUCUGCUGCUAAAUUGAACAACAGUAAUAAUCAUCAGCAACACCAGCAUCAAAAUGGGCACUUUUCUCCUUCCAAAUUCGCCAAAUUGUUGGAUCCUGAGGCCUCUUGGGACAAGGAUCAAUUGGGAGAUGUGUUGCAUUGGAUUAGGCAAGUUGUUGCCCUCGUUUGCGGUAUGCUAUGGGGUACUAUCCCUUUGGUCGGCGGUAUUUGGAUCGGCCUUUUUCUGUUGAUUUCCUCUGGGAUUAUAUAUGGUUAUUAUGCAAUGAUAUUAAAGAUCGACGAAGAAGAUUUUGGUGGUCAUUCAGUUCUCCUCCAAGAAGGGCUCUUUGCUUCUAUCACUCUAUUCCUGCUAUCGUGGAUUCUAGUGUACAGCCUGGCCCACUUCUGAUUGGAUUGAUACACCAAUCUGGCUGCUUCUGCCUAUCUAUCUUUAAGCAAUGUUCUUACUCUGUUAAUCACAUCUACAAGGCACCAUUGCUUAUGCCCCGAGAACAAUGAGAAAGUUGCUUGCAAUUAUUGUCUGUUGUCUACUUUUUGAUUGUGCACCAUCAUUACACGUAGCAUGAACAUGCUAACUUUUGAUUCAUGGUAUUUAUUUUGAAGUUUCUUCAUAAUUUUUCCUCGAAAUGUAGCGAUUGAUGAUUUGGACACCUGACAAUCAAAACUGAGGUGUGGCAAAGACAUUAAAAUUUGAUAGCAAAAUUGUGGUGGAGUGGAGAAUGAUGAAUGCUGUUUCAAGGGUCCAAAUAUUAUUUAUUUUCUUUAGGAAAAGUACUUUCAGAUUCAUGUAGUCCUGACUAGCACGUGGUUUUUUGAACCUGACUGCAUUUCAAUCCAUGGAAUGUUUACUGUGCUAUGCGUAUUGUAUAUUGUAUGUGAUUCUGUGGAUUACCUUCCCCUUUCCACUUGCUAUUUUCUAUCCUUGUUAUUUUCAAUGGGGUUUAAUCAGUUGAGUUUUUAACAAUAAUUUCAGUUUUGACAGAUUAGAGACGUUUACCACUUUUCUUGUUCUUGCUAAAAAAACGAGUCAGAUCACCCUGGAGCGGUUCUGGAUGGCAACAAUGUGAAUUGUGCAACUGGAUAAUGAAACUUUCCCUUUGUAAGAGGCUCCCACUCUCGCAAAAGCUAAUUCGCUUUUGAAGCAUUGCUAUAAAUAAGUUGCUGUUCAUUCUUGUGAA